UGCAGUUUUCCUGGACGAUUGUACCUCGAUCAAUGGUAGUAGAUAUUCCCCUUAUACAAAUACAGUAAGGUCAUAGGGCGUGUGUAGCAUGCAAGUGUCACGUCUGCAUUGCAGUUUUCCUGGACGAUUGUACCUCGAUCAGCGCCUGUUACCAUCGACAAGAUUCACCGCUCCGGGUGUUUACUCCAUCUUACAAGCUUCAGACGAGAGGACAGAGCCUGAAGCCGAUUCCAGAUUAGAGCCGACGCCGUGGUUUUGUAAAGGACCAUAAUAAUAAGGAAUAACUGGGAAAAUAUAACUUUUCUAGAGAUCUAGGAUUGUUAUAAUACGGUUUGAAUUGUUCUUUCGAGUUUUAAUCAAGAAUUUGUGUUGACCCCUGAUGAGCCGAUCCGAUGUUUAACCUCAUCAAGAGCAAUGCGUAGCAAUAGCACCACCGGUGAGCAUGGCUGUAGGACCAGCCUGGACCGACAUUGGGGCUGGGUAGUAGCGGUCGCUUCGUUUUGUAUCUACUUUGUAUGUUGCGGAACACUUGGGACCUUCGUCCUGUUGUUUGUCUACUUUGAGCGUGAAUUUCAGUCCACUGCAAUGGCUGUCGGGUGGAUUGGAUCUCUUGGUAAUGGACUUCUAAACUUGAUGUCUUGUGUGUCAAGCCCAUUGUACGAAAGAUGCACCCGUAGGAUCGUCAUCGCAAUCGGGGUGGUCCUUUGCAGCGGAGGAAUUCUAGCAACCAGCUUCACUACGUCAGUAUGGCAGGUUUACAUUACAUUCGGCAUUGCCUUCACCGUUGGUCUGAACUUCACCUCAAACCCAUCACUAAAUCUCAUGACGUUGUAUUUUCCUGGGCGUAACUGCGUCAGAGCUACAGCCUUUGCAUCUGCCGGCCAAGCAGUAGGUACCCUUACGAUGACACCAAUUCUGGAGGCAGUUUUGUCUGUGAUUGGAUGGAGGUCAGCCCUUCAAUAUUUAUCCGUUGCAAUCCUGAUUACAUGUCUUCCUCUUGCAGCUGUGUUCAAACUCCCACCACAACAACGUUCUACUAGGCUACAUGACCACGAUUUGCCAUCAGAAGCAAACCAGACACUGGAAGUUGUUAAUUUAAGUCGAGAUGAAAAAUGUUACAAAGAGAAAGCAACAUCGCCAAAGCAAUCAGCGUCAGCAGAGGGCGAGGAACUUGUUUUAGAACAAAAUAAAGGGAUUUAUUCAAACAAGGAGAACCAGGAAGAAGAGACUGGUACAUUUCUGGAAGUCCAAGAGGCCUCCGAGCUGCAAGUAGAGAUUAUCCCACCGCUGCCACCAAAUGACAAAUCUCGACCAGAAGCUGGCAAGGAAGAAACCCCGUUUAAAAACGAUGUUGAUGCGAAGAACAGGACAAGUUCUUGCGGGAAGUACAUCGCAUUGGGGAAGGAUCAUCGACACUCAUGCUUUUUCAUUGGCAUAUUAGGAGCGACAGUUUCGAUUUACUUUAACGGUAUCAACUUGAUUAGUUGUAUGACGGCCAGCGGUAUACCGGAGCGCACAGCGGCCUGGCUGAUCACCUUAUUCAACGUAGCCGAUCUGUCAUCUCGUGUAGUGUUGUGUUUCGUUGGUGACCAUCUACCGAUUGGUCGUAUCACGGUCCUGGUGGUAACGGCUGCGAUUGGGGCCAUAUCGUCCUUUCUGCUCACACUAGGGGUUUUACUGCCGAUAUUCAUCGCAUACUGCAUCAUUGCAGGAUUUGUUAGAGGCGUGUUUUUCGGAAUAGCUGUUGCUUGUGUCGUUGAACUCUUUGGGGCUCACAAAACGGUCGAGACGCUGACGUCACUCCAGAUUGCGUACGGGAUUGGAGGGCUACUUGUCUCAUCUGUUGCAGGUUUGAGCUAUGACGUCACGGGGACGUACAAGACGUCACACUACACGUGUUCAGUGCUGUGGGCGAUAGCCAGUGUAAUGUUCGGUAUCGUUUGCAAACUCAAGUGAAGCCCCUCCUGGAUUAUUGACAUUUUACCAAGUGAGCCCUCUUGUGAAUGU
Asterias rubens (European starfish) is the source of this 2007-nucleotide messenger RNA. Its product is annotated as monocarboxylate transporter 5-like. NCBI's taxonomy places the organism in Eukaryota, Metazoa, Echinodermata, Asteroidea, Forcipulatida, Asteriidae. The coding region runs from base 415 to 1956 and encodes 513 amino acids. Gene Ontology annotation, molecular function: transmembrane transporter activity. The record is from RefSeq and is a predicted model, not a curated record. The transcript is spliced from 7 exons. Gene Ontology annotation, biological process: transmembrane transport.